AUGAUUGGUGACAAUAAUUCAACAAUAAAAGACGAUGAAAUUAACGAUUUAUCUAUGUCGAAUAAUAAAAUAACAAAUAAUGAAUUAUUUAAAUCAGUUAAUCGAAGAAAACAAAUCAAACCAAUUCGUGUUACAAAUGAUGAUGAUGGAAUCCAACAACAAAAGUUAAUUAUUGAUGAAUCAUCAAAUUUGAUUAAUGGUCAUCAAUCAUCGCCAGAAGAAUAUAUUUCACAUAAUAAUAAUAACAAUAAUAAUAAUAACAACAACAAUGUUCGUCAACAACAAGAAGCCUAUUGUAAUUUAUGCGAACGUUCAUUUUGUAAUAAAUAUUUUCUUAAAACACAUUAUGCUAAAAAACAUGGCGGACUUAAUCUGGUAUCACCAUUAUCGUUAACAGAAAACAAUGAUAAUGUUCAUACUUCGUUGUCUCCAUCAUCACCAUCGUGUUUAUCCAAUGAACAACCAUUACCUUUAGUUAUUAGUCAACAAGCGUCGCCUAUCAAUAUUAAAUCGGCUGAGAAAAAAAGUGAAGAAUAUUGUGAGAUUUGUCAAAAAUAUUUUUGUAAUAAAUAUUAUCUUCGCAAACAUAAAGGUGAAUGCCAUGGGAUUUACACUGAUUAUAUAAAAUCUUUGCAAAAAAGUACACAUGAAAAUCCAGCCAAGACGACUUCGAAUCGACCAACACCAUCUAUUCAAAUUCCAACAAAUUCUUCGAAUACACUUUUGUUAAAUCCAUUCUAUCCUGGACCAUCAGAUAUCAAAAGUCUUUUUCCUAUUCCAUCAUCACCGAAUAUAAAUAUCAAUGCAACAUCACCAAAACCAUCUCCUCAGCGGCCCGUCCGUCGUUGUAAUAUAUGUAAUCAAGAGUUUCGUAAUAAAUCUCUAUUUCGUAUGCAUAUGAAUACAUUUCAUCCAAAUGAAAAAACGAAAAAACUUUUAUCGGCAUCACCUCCUAGUGCACCACCGAACAAUCUUAGUUUUUUACCGUCGUUUGUUGACACUAGUAGUCAACUCGCACAAAAACUUGCUACUGGUCAAACAUCUCAAACGCCAUAUGGCAUUGUCAAUGAUUCAUACUUUUGUGCUAAAAUGGCUGAUAGAGUUGUAUGUGAAAUAUGUAAUAAACAAGUUUGCAAUAAAUAUUUCCUUAAAACUCAUAAAGCUAAAGUACACGGCAUAAAAAGUGAUUCACAAGAGCAAAUAAAUGAAAAUAUCGACAGUUCCAAUGCUUAUUGUGAAUUAUGUAAAAAAGAUUUUUCAACAAAAUAUUUAUAUCUAUUUCAUAUGCAAACAAUACAUAAUGACACAUCAGAUCCAACAUAUCAAACAUUAGUCGAAUUUAUGAAAAAGGCUGCCGCUAUCAAUGAAAAUUCGAAUCCAUUUUUAUCUCUAGUGAAUUCGGAACAAUUAGACGAUGAAGCUGAUGGAAAUGGUGAUAGAUUAAAACGUAAAAGAAGUUUAAGUCAAUCAUCGACAGAUCACAAUACUAAAUCGACCAAACAUUUAAAUUCUUUGACCAAAACUAAUGGUGGUUUACAACCGUUUUUGCUUGAGAGUGAAGAUCCGAAAUUUUCGCACACAUUCGUGCCAUGUAUGGUCUAUUUACCUGUUACACGACGAGUCACUAAACAAGUCAAAAUUAAUUUAAAAUUAAAACCUGUUCUUGCUGAUGCUUCUCCAUGA
Messenger RNA from Rotaria socialis, 1683 nucleotides. Lineage: Eukaryota; Metazoa; Rotifera; Eurotatoria; Philodinida; Philodinidae. The record is from the annotation of a GenBank genome assembly.